This is a messenger RNA of Spinacia oleracea (spinach), 2426 nucleotides long. Its product is annotated as aminopeptidase P2. Gene Ontology annotation, molecular function: metalloaminopeptidase activity. The record is from RefSeq and is a predicted model, not a curated record. Lineage: Eukaryota; Viridiplantae; Streptophyta; Magnoliopsida; Caryophyllales; Amaranthaceae. The coding region runs from base 67 to 2178 and encodes 703 amino acids. The transcript is spliced from 13 exons.
AAACGCUAACGUCGAAGGCGCUUUUAAACGCUGCCGUGUGUUCUUGCUCACUCCAUAACCAUAACCAUGGAAGCUCUUUCUCUCUCCUCAGCAAAGCUCGUCCUCAACUCCUCUCACCUCCGCUCCAACUACUUCCGCUUUCUCUCUCUUUCCUCUUCCCCAAUCUUCCACAAAUUGAAGUUCUCUCCUUCAAUUUCCACAAUUUCCCCAAAUAGCACCUCCUUCGCCAUCCUCAAAUGUUGCAGUUCCUUCACCGCCAAACCCUCGUCGGAGCUCCGGAAACUCAGGCAAUCGCAUGCAAAUCACGACCAGAAGCUUCGAGCUUUACGGGAGCUUUUCGGCAAGCCGGGCGUUGGUAUUGAUGCUUAUAUCAUCCCUUCCCAGGACGCUCACCAGAGUGAGUUUAUUGCUGAGUGUUAUAUGCGGAGGGCCUAUAUUUCUGGUUUUACUGGGAGUGCUGGAACUGCUGUUGUCACAGAGGAUAAAGCAGCUUUGUGGACAGAUGGGCGGUAUUUUCUGCAGGCUGAAAAGCAACUGAGCUCUGAUUGGAUACUAAUGCGCGCUGGUAAUAUGGGUGUUCCCACUCUGUCCGAGUGGCUUAAUGACGUGCUUCCUCCUGGCUCCAGAGUUGGCAUUGAUCCUUUCCUUUUUUCCUUUGAUGCUGCUGAAGAACUCAGAGAGGAUAUAUCCAAGAAGAACCAUGAGUUAGUUCUUCUGUCCAAGACCAAUCUUAUAGAUGAAACGUGGAAGGGGUCAAGGCCAAAACCUCCAAGCAAGCCUGUGAGGUUGCACGAAUUGAAAUAUGCAGGAGUAGACGUGUCAUCAAAGCUAUCUUGGUUGAGAACCCAGCUUUCAAAUGAUGGUUGUUCUGCUAUAGUGAUCACCAAGCUUGAUGAAAUUGCUUGGUUGCUCAAUUUGAGAGGAAGUGAUAUUCCCCAUUCUCCUGUUAUGUAUGCAUAUUUGGUUGUGGAGAGUGAUCAGUCCAAGCUAUUUAUUGAUGAAAGUAAAAUCACAUCAGAAGUGAUGGAGUACUUGCAGAAUGCUGGCGUAGAGUUGAGACCUUAUGAUUCAAUCUUGAAUGCAGUUGAAAACUUGGCAGUUGAAGGAGCUCAUCUUCUGAUCGACAGAGAGGCUGUAAAUGCUGCAAUUGUCAACACUUUUAAGUCAACUUCCAAUAACAAAAAGGAACAUAAGUCUAAGUCAUAUGGUAGAUCUAAUGGUGGAGUUAAUGGAGCCGCUGCUGUGUAUAGAAAUUCCCCCAUAUCCAUGGCAAAGGCACUAAAAAAUCAUGCUGAAAUAGAAGGGAUGCGCAAUUCUCAUUUAAGGGAUGCAGCUGCCCUAGCACAAUUCUGGUCUUGGCUGGAAACUGAAAUUCACCAGGGUGCGACAUUGACAGAGGUGGAAGUGGCAGACAAACUUCUUCAGUUUCGUUCCAAGCAAGAUGGUUUUGUGGAUACCAGUUUUGAUACUAUAAGUGGUUCUGGUCCGAAUGGUGCAAUUAUACAUUACAAACCAGAACCAGAUAGUUGCAGCGUUGUAGAUCCUAAAAAACUCUUCUUGCUUGACAGUGGCGCACAAUAUAUUGACGGUACAACAGACAUAACAAGAACAGUUCAUUUUGGUGAACCUACAGCUAGAGAAAAGGAGUGUUUCACUCGUGUUUUACAGGGCCAUAUAGCUCUUGAUCAGGCUGUAUUCCCCGAAAAUACACCUGGCUUUGUUUUGGAUGCCUUUGCGCGUUCUUCUCUUUGGAAAAUUGGACUUGAUUACCGCCAUGGGACUGGCCAUGGAGUAGGAGCUGCAUUAAAUGUUCAUGAAGGCCCUCAAAGUAUUAGUUUUCGAUUUGGAAAUAUGACAUCCUUGCAGAAAGGCAUGAUUGUUAGCAAUGAGCCUGGGUAUUAUGAAGAUCAUGCAUUUGGAAUUCGCAUUGAGAACCUCCUUUCCGUGAAAGAAAUGGCUACACCAAACCGCUUUGGAGGUGUUGAUUAUCUGGGAUUCGAAAAGCUUACUUUUGUUCCUAUUCAGAGCAAAAUGAUGGACUUAUCUUUGCUGUCUGCUGAAGAAGUUGAUUGGGUUAAUGAGUAUCAUGAACAAGUUUGGCAAAAGGUGUCACCAUUGCUGGAUGGUUCAGCAAGUCAAUGGCUUUGGGAAAACACACAGCCCCUUGUCAAACAGUGAUAGUCGAGGCUGUUUCUGCUUUGCUCUGUGGCUUUUACAAAUCAUACUCUAUUUUGUAUAUAAAUGUUGGGUGCAACUUGAUAUGCACUUUGGCGGUGAUUUGUACAAAAUGUUGCACUAUUUAUUUGUUUAUUUUCUUUUUUGGCAAAUCUAUUUAUUUGUUACCAUAAGGCUGGUGAUGUAUUUUAAUCCCAUUUCAAUUCUUUUUCAUUGUCUAUGAAACAGUAUGGCGUAGCUUUUACUUUCAA